AUGUUUGACAAGGACUUCAACAAAGUAGCAACAGUACCAGAAGCUCCCAGCCUGGUGUAUGAUGUGGCCGGACCCAUACACUCGCUCGCCGUUUUCAACGAGAUGGUUAUUGCAGGAACCGAAAAGAACGAGAUCUGGACCGUGCGAGCUCAGGACAACGGCGGGUUUUCGGCGGCGUGCAUCGUGCAGGGCCACGGACUGGGGGAGGUGUGGGGUCUGGCCACGCACCCCAGCAGGCCCGUCGCCGCCACCGCCUCCGAUGACUUCACUGUGAGGCUGUGGGACCUGGAGGAACACCGGCCCAUGACGACGACGACGCUGGACGUAGAGGCGCGGUCCGUGGCCUUCAGUCCCGAUGGCCAGCACUUGGCGGUCGGCCUCUCUCGGGGGAUAUUCAUCAUUCUCGACGCUGAGCAUCUCGAGGAGCAGUUCCGUGUGAGCGACCGCAAGGAGGUGCGCCACGACCUCAAGUACUCACCCAGCGGGGAAUUCUUGGCCGUGGCCUCCAACGAUAACUUUGUGGACGUGUACGCCGUGGAGAGUGGUUACGAAAGGACGAAGGUGCUGUCGGGUGCCUCCUCCUUCAUCACUCACCUCGACUGGUCUAGCGAUUCCCUCUACAUCCAGGUGAAUACAGGAGACAGCCAGAGGCUUAUCUACAACGUGUCAGAGGAGGCUAUCGUGGACGAGAGCUCCAUCCCAUCGGUGGGCUGGUCCACUUGGACGGGCGUGCUGGGUCCUCAGGUCGCCGGGCUCUGGCACAAGUACGCGGACGUUUCUGACAUCAACGCAUCAGACGCAAACUUCUACUACGACAUUAUCGUAACUGGCGACGACUUUGGUCUUGUCAACGCCCACGUGACCAACGUCAGGUGGACCAACGACUCCGAAUACGUGGUGUCUGUCGGGGGAGCCGACCACGCCGUCUUCCUGUGGAGAUUUCGACCCUCGAGAAGGUCCUCGCCCAGGAUGGACUUAGUGAGGCUUCCGUCCUCCGUUGAAGGCGAGUCUGACGACGAUGUCCUGGACACCGAGGACGAGCUCGAGGGCAUUCCCGAGCUCACCCUCGACUUAGAGGAAGAGCUCGCCGGGUCGACGAGAUCGUCUGGCCGGCGCAGCAGGAGGAGGACAGACGACCCCACGCCCGGCGUCGACGUCGCAACCGACUCGACCUUCGCGAAACGCCGCGCCGCCACGGACGAAAACGAGAAGGCUAACGUUGCUCCCAUUCAUGCCCUCUCUGUGAAUCACAUCUUCGGGUAUCGUGCCCAUGAAUGUCGCAACAACGCCCACUGGUUAAAGGAUGGGCGUGUCGUGUACCACGUCGCUGCGGUGGGGAUUGUGUGCGACCCUCACACCCUUCGUCAGGAGCACUACCUCCACCACACAGACGACAUCCUGUGUUUAGCUGUCCAUCCAGAAGGGGAGUUGGUCGCUUCGGGUCAGAUCGGGCGUGAGGCGACGGUUCACGUGUGGGACGCGAUAGACCACAGGAUCUUAUCCCUCCUCCAGGGGGGUCAUAAGAGAGGCGUGUCAGCGGUGGACUUUUCCGCAGACGGAGAGCGCCUGGCAUCUUUAGGACUCGAUGACUACCACACUCUCGUCAUUUGGAACUGGCGCAAGGGUUACAAACUCGCCAACGCCAGAGGCCACAGCGACAAGGUCUUUGGGUUGAGAUUCAGUCCCUCCAACAGCCACCGUUUGAUGACCUUUGGUGUGAAGCAUGUGAAGGUGUGGAACCAUGUCGGCGGCGGACUGACCCAUCGCCAGGUCUCGCUGGGCCGCAAAUUGAAACAGGAAACAGCUCUGUGUAGUGCAGUAGGAGGAGGCGAAGGAUCGGCGGAGUGGUGGGUGGUUGGCAUGUCGUCGGGCACCGUGCUAAUCGUCCGUGACCUCAAGGUGGAACGCGUAGUUAAGGCUCACAAGGCUCCUAUGUAUGCAAUCUUAGUGACUGAUGAGAACAUCUGGACGGCGGGACAAGGGGGCUACGUGUGUAAGUGGGACCGGGAAUUCACCAAGUGUCUGAAGGUGUUCCCUGUAAGCGACCACUUCCUGACGGAGACCGCGGCGGUGGCCUUCACCUCCGCUCAGCCGGGCCUCCGCAGCCUCUCCGCUGCCCCGGGGACCAACUCGCCCAUCCUGGUGGCGACCCAACACGCUGAGCUUCUCCUUAUGGACGGAGAGGGACAGCUCAAUAUAAUCGUCCAGGGCCAUGGCAAGGGCGAAGUAUGGGGUCUGGACACGCACCCUACGCUGAUGGAGGCGGUGACGGUGGGAGACGACAACACCCUCCGUCGCUGGGGCUUGGAGGAGCACCUGGCUCUCGGCUCAGUCAACCUGAGGAAGGCCGCGCGUUGCGUGCACUUCCAUCCUUCCGCCAUGUUUGUGGCCCUCGGCUAUCUUGACGGGAGCGUGGCCCUCUACCUGUACCCGAGCCUGAAGAAGCACGGCGGGGCCCAGCACCGCUCUGAGGGCAUCUCGGAAGUCAAGUUCUCUCCUGACGGCCGGUUCCUCGCUGUAGGAUCCCACGAGUGCCUUGUGGAUCUGUACGUCGUGGACACGGACGGGGACACUGUGAGCAAGGAAGGGUCGGGCUUGCGGAGGGUCGGAGUGUGCCGAGGAGCCUCGUCGUGGAUCACGCACCUCACCUGGCAUAAGGACUCGAGACUUAUUCAGGCCAAUACGGGGGCGGGCGAGCAGCUCUACUUCGAGGCUCCACACGGCAACCGCCAGCUGAUACCAGACGCCACUAGUCGCUUCCUGAAAUGGUCGACCCCUCUUACCUGCGUUCUGGAUGAGACAGUGGAGGGAGUUUGGGCAAAGUUCAUGGACCUCACUGACAUCAACGCCAUAGCAACAGCCCACUCCCUCCCUCUAGUGGUUGCAGCAUGCGACGACGGAGGCCUCGUUAGACUGUUUAGGUAUCCAUGCCAGGGCGGGUUUAAGAAGCACCGCCAGUACACGGGUCACAGCGCCCACGUGACCAACGUCAAGUGGACCUACGACGACUCGAAGCUAGUGACGACUGGCGGCGCGGACACAGCCGUCUUCGUGUGGCAUGUGAGGAAGGUCGAAUUCGCGGAAGACCAGGACGACGAGCAAAAGGACGGGGAGGAAUCGACGAAGAAGCUACCUGCUCAUGCAUUCAGUGAUCUGCCUGAAGAAGAGAUCACCAUGACGGAUUUGGAGGCUGCCGGACUGGAGGAGACGGCAGUGCUCACACCCUCCGUGGCUGGCCUAGACUCCAUGAAGGACAGCAUCGGCAGGAAGGGCGGCCCGAGGCGCGCCUUGAGAACCGCGAAGGGCAUCAAGAGGCACCUGGAGAGGCUCCGGUCCAUCCCGACUUUGACUGCGGAUGAUAAGUCAGUGUUCUACUGCAACGAAUGCGUGGUGGGAAAGCUCGAAUUAGAAGGCGGUGAAGUCACGAGCCAGAGCAUCGGCUACAAAGAGCACGAGACGUACAUCACUACCUUGGCCAUAUCCAAGACCGAUCCAGUUAUGAUUGCCACGGCGCAGUUAGCCGUGGAGAGCGAGGAGGGCCCGGCCUGCGACACCGAGGCCGCCCUCAUUCACGUAUGGCGGCCUCUCGACGGCGCCAACGUGGGGGUGCUGCGCGGCGGCCCCGAGAGCGUCAUCAUUUCCCUCAGCUUCUCCCCGAGCGGCAGGUUCCUCGCCUCUCUUGCUGACGCUUCCGUUGUUCAUAUUUUCAGCUGGACUAAAGGGGCCCAUAUCGCAUCCACUGAGCUGAAGGUCGGGAUGGCGACGUCUCUAAUGCACAGCGGAGAGGCCACGUUGGCUGCGCUCACCCCUAGGGCUAUCCUGUUCCUCGAUCUCGUCGGGAACUCCCUCGUCACCACGCGUGGCCAGGCGCCCCCGGACCUCUUGCCGGAAGGGGCGGCGUUCAGCGGCCUCGGGGUCUCGCCAAGCGGGCGCGUGUACGUGGGGACAAGCGACGGCAGUGUGGUGGAGUGGACGGGCCGCAUCGCCACCCGCUACGUGUCGCCGCCUGACGAUCCCCCGACGCUGGCUCCUGUCCGCUUGGCUAUCGCGGCCGGCCAGGGGGUCAUCUUCACGGCUUGCAGACUAGAUUCCGCCGUCGUGGUUAGAUGCUACACAACAGACACUCCUAAACUGACGUUCUUUUCGGAUUCGCUGAUUGAGGCUCCGACCGAGGACUGGAUUCCUACUUCUGCUCGCCUUGGGGCAGAAAUCCUGAUCCUCGGUGCACGCAUGAAGCAACCUUUUAUUGUCCUCGACCUCAAAUCGGGAAAGUUUACCACGAUCGAGUACGGCUGAAAGGUGCAUGAUCCUCUCUUGUACCGCUUUACCAAAUUAAAUUAUUCUGGGUUCAAUAAAGAUGCUUUUAAAUUGUAACAAACUUCAAAGUAAUAUUUUUGCUUGUCAUUCGUGAAACAUGUCGAAGUUUAUAUACAAAUGUAAAUAUUAUGGCUGCACUUCUGCUUUUAUACAAGUACACACCUAGUUCUUCAAAGUAUAUAAGCAAACCAAAAACACUGUAUUGGUUGUAUUUAUUUCAGGCUUUUGAGUACACCAUAUUUUUGGUAUAGGCAAAUAAACAAACUUGUAAUUGAGUUGGUCAGUUAUAAAAGAAUUAUUUUGU
This is a messenger RNA of Penaeus chinensis, 4621 nucleotides long. Its product is annotated as echinoderm microtubule-associated protein-like 5. Bases 1 to 4296 code for a protein of 1431 amino acids. The record is from RefSeq and is a predicted model, not a curated record. Lineage: Eukaryota; Metazoa; Arthropoda; Malacostraca; Decapoda; Penaeidae. Gene Ontology annotation, molecular function: microtubule binding. The transcript is spliced from 25 exons.